Molecule: messenger RNA, 339 nt
Organism: Echinostoma caproni
Lineage: Eukaryota; Metazoa; Platyhelminthes; Trematoda; Plagiorchiida; Echinostomatidae
Source: the annotation of a GenBank genome assembly
AUGGGCUCCUUUGUUGAACGUAGCUUUUAUGUGGACGACUUCCUGGGAUCCUUCGAUAGCAUCGAGGAAGCAGUUCAACACAUUAGGGAUCUAUCCAAGCUACUGCUCAUUGGUGGCUUCAAGGUGACCAAGUGGACGUCCAAAAGUCGUCAUGCAAUUGAUUGCAUCCCAUUUGAUGAGCGGGCACCGAGUCUUUGUGACUUGCAGGGGAGUCCGUUACCAACAAACGGGGCUCUUGGUGUGCAAUGGAAUUCGGAGAAAGAGGGGCCUUUACAAUCCAAUGGGGUUCGUCGCAUCGUGGCUACUGCCGGACAAGAUUCUGCUGCAGGACCUGUGUAG